CGGGAAGUGUUGCGCAGGCGCGUUUAGCAGAUUCGCUAGGUGGGUCGCUUUUGGAAGCGGCGACCCCGGCAUUUGGGGAGCCACGGAAGUCGUAUUCCCUUAAACCCUGCUUUGUUCCCCCUGUGGACAUGACCCCUUAGCUGGCAUUUUGCAUCCCAGUUGUUUUUGUGAUGGAGGCAUCUUUGGGGAUUCAGGUGGAUGAACCUAUGGCUUUUUCUCCCCUGCGUGACCGGUUACAGGCGGAUGGCUCAUUUAAAAAACAUGGACAGAAUUUUAAACUACCAGGUGUUAAAAAAGAUAUCGAGAAGCUUUAUGAAGCUGUACCACAGCUCAGUAAUAUGUUUAAGAUAAAGGACAAAAUUGGAGAAGGCACUUUCAGCUCUGUCUAUUUGGCCACAGCACAGUUACAAGUAGGACAUGAAGAGAAAAUUGCUCUAAAACACUUAAUUCCAACAAGUCAUCCUAUAAGAAUUGCAGCUGAACUUCAGUGCCUGACAGUGGCUGGGGGGCAAGACAAUGUCAUGGGAGUUAAAUACUGCUUUAGGAAAAAUGAUCAUGUGGUCAUUGCUAUGCCAUAUCUGGAGCAUGAGUCCUUUUUGGACAUCUUGAAUUCUCUCUCCUUUCAAGAAGUACGGGAAUAUAUGUUUAAUCUGUUCAAAGCUUUGAAACGCAUUCAUCAGUUUGGUAUUGUGCACCGUGAUGUUAAGCCCAGCAAUUUUUUAUAUAAUAGGCGCCUGAAAAAGUAUGCCUUGGUAGACUUUGGUUUGGCCCAAGGAACCCAUGAUACGAAAAUAGAGCUUCUCAAAUUUGUCCAGUCUGAAGCUCAGCAGGAAAGUCGUUCACAAAAUAAAUCCCAUGUUAUCACUGGAAACAAGAUUUCACUGAGUGGGCCAGCAGCACCUAAGGAGCUGGAGCAGCAGCCCACCACAAAAACUUCUGUUAAAAGGCCCUACACAAAUACACAAAUUCAGAUUAAACAAGGAAAAGAUGGAAAGGAUGGAUCUGUAGGCCUUUCUGUCCAGCGCUCUGUUUUUGGAGAAAGAAAUUUCAAUAUACACAGUUCCGUUUCACAUGAGAGCCCUGCAGUGAAACUUAUGAAGCAGUCAAAAACUGUGGAUGUACUAUCUAGAAAGUUAGCAACAAAAAAGAAGGCUGUUUCUACAAAGGUUAUGAAUAGUGUGAUGAAGAAAACUAUCAGUUCUUGCCCAGCUAGCCUGACCUGUGACUGUUAUGCAACAGAUAAAGUUUGCAGUAUUUGCCUUUCAAGGCGACAGCAGGUUGCCCCUAGGGCAGGUACACCAGGAUUCAGAGCGCCAGAGGUCUUGACAAAGUGCCCCAAUCAAACUACAGCAAUUGACAUGUGGUCUGCAGGUGUCAUAUUUCUUUCUUUGCUCAGUGGACGAUAUCCAUUUUAUAAAGCAAGUGAUGAUUUAACUGCUUUGGCUCAAAUUAUGACAAUUCGUGGAUCCAGAGAAACUAUCCAGGCUGCUAAAACUUUUGGCAAAUCAAUAUUAUGUAGCAAAGAAGUCCCCGCACAAGACUUGAGGAAACUCUGUGAGAAGCUCAGAGUCUCCUUGGAAAUUAUAUGGUGCUUUCAAACAGAGUUUCUGGGUGCUUUUUUAAAGAUUAUAUAUGGUUAUAGUUGGAAACUUAAAAUAAUGCAUAUGCUGGUUGAUAAAGGGAAUCCACAGGACCAAGGUAAAGAUUUAGUCCAAAAUUCUUUUUUCUCUCAAUGUGUAUGCUGUGUUUUUUUUUUAAAUACUGUCUUAGGUAUAAUUAGGUAGCUGCUAAAAGGAAGAAUGAACACAGACUUGAGAAUAUUACUGGAGACUUUUCCUCUGGAGCUGUCCAGAUUUCUGUAUUCUGUUUUGACUAAAUUGGUCCUGUUCAGAGAAAGUUGAUUACUGGAGUUUUGACUUGGGUGGGAAGAAAAUAGAUAGGCAAAGUAGAAAAGACCAAAGAGAAAGGUUUAUGUAUUACUAUAUUUCAAAAUGACAGCAUAUCAAACUUUCUAUGGGAAAUAAGUUGGAUGUGGCUCUGUCGAGAAGUUUUGUUUCAUUAGAAGUCAGAGUAAAGAACCAGCUUAGGGACGUAUAGCAUUCAUUCUAUUGAGCAU
Molecule: messenger RNA, 2116 nt
Organism: Molossus molossus (Pallas's mastiff bat)
Lineage: Eukaryota; Metazoa; Chordata; Mammalia; Chiroptera; Molossidae
Gene: CDC7
Product: cell division cycle 7
Exons: 13
Coding region: 171-1784 (537 amino acids)
Biological process (GO): mitotic DNA damage checkpoint signaling; protein phosphorylation
Cellular component (GO): nucleus
Molecular function (GO): protein serine/threonine kinase activity; ATP binding
Source: RefSeq, a predicted model, not a curated record